AUCAUCACCUAAGUAAAUCUCCCUCCAUUCUCCAAAAAAGUAUGAAGCUGGGAGCACUUCAUCUUCUUGCCCUGUGUCUUCUCUUCCAAUCUGGACUCUCCCAAACAGUGGUCAGGUCUCUUCCCGGAUUGCCCGAUGACCUCCCUUUUUAUCUCGAAACCGGAUACAUCGGAGUGGGGGAGUUGGAAGAUGUUCAGCUGUUUUACUACUUCGUGGAGUCGGAGAGGAGUCCAAAGGACGACCCUUUGGUGCUGUGGCUCACCGGUGGCCCUGGUUGCUCCGCGCUCUCUGGACUGUUGUACGAGAUUGGUCCAUUUACGUUCAAUUACGAGAAUUCUACUAGAUACAGACCAACCCUAAAAUUGAAUGAUUAUUCAUGGACCAAGGUGGCGAAUAUUAUAUUCCUAGAUCAGCCUGUCGGAACUGGAUUCUCCUACGCAAAUAGCUGGGAGAGCUACGACAUAAACGACAACAUUUCGGCAGCCGAAUCUUAUGAAUUUCUGAGGAAGUGGCUUAAGCUCCAUCCGGAGUUUCUGAGCAACCCACUCUACAUUGCUGGGGAUUCCUACUCGGGCAUCAUUGUUCCAAUCGUCACUCUAGAAGUUGAUAAAGGAAAUGAAGCCAGUUUGGAGCCUAAAAUGAACCUUGAGGGCUACUUGCUCGGAAACCCUGUCACAAAUGAGAAUAGUGACCUCAACUCAAGAGUCCCAUUUGCUCAUCUGAAGGGUCUUAUAUCUGAGGAGCUAUACAAGUCGGCUAAGGCUGAUUGUGAUGGCGAUUACAUAAACGUGAACGAAAGUAAUGCUGAUUGCGUCGAUGAUCUUAAAACUGUGAGCGAGUGCCUGGGGAAUUUAUAUACAGCAAACAUACUGGAACCGAACUGCCUGCUAGACACUCCCAAAUCGACGGUGGGCUAUACGUGGGACCCCAGCUUAAUAAAUCACGACCGUUCACUUCUCCCUUUGCCCAUGCUGAGAUCUCCCCGGGUUUGGUGCCGGAGUUAUAACUAUCUCUACUCCUAUAUCUGGGCUAGCGAUAGAGCGGUUCAAGGUGCUCUUCAUAUUCGCGAGGGGACAAUUGAGAAGUGGGUAAGGUGCAAUAAGACUUUAUCUUACACAUACACUGUCACAGACGUCAUUGACAUACACAAAGAGCUCAUGAAAAGGGGAUUUCGGGCUCUUAUUUAUAGCGGUGAUCAUGACAUGGUCAUCCCGUACAUCGGAACUCAAGCUUGGAUUAAUACAUUGAAUCUGACGAUCUCUCAAGAUUGGCACGCGUGGUUUGUCGACGGACAAGUUGCCGGGUUUGGUUUCGAUAAUAGCCUCCUAACUAUCGUGCAACGAAAGUGCAAUCGAGUCCUAAAACUUUCGUUCAUUGGGUAUCUCAAUUGUUUGUGCUUACUUUCCUCUGUUUUCUCUCUUGUAGGUACGCUACGCUAUAUGCUUACUUUCCAUCCCUUUUAACAUUCGCAACCGUCAAGGGAGGGGGACACACAGCUCCAGAAUACAAGCCCAAGGAAUGUUUUGCGAUGAUUAACAGGUGGUUCGAUUAUUAUUACAUUUAAUUUGCAGUUGUCGCUCCCUUUUAAUUAGCAAAUUAUAUAACAAACAUUAUCGAUGUAAUAAACUUUUGCG
This is a messenger RNA of Rhodamnia argentea, 1634 nucleotides long. Its product is annotated as serine carboxypeptidase-like 2. Gene Ontology annotation, biological process: secondary metabolic process; proteolysis. The record is from RefSeq and is a predicted model, not a curated record. Gene Ontology annotation, molecular function: acyltransferase activity, transferring groups other than amino-acyl groups; serine-type carboxypeptidase activity. Bases 42 to 1463 code for a protein of 473 amino acids. The transcript has 14 exons. NCBI's taxonomy places the organism in Eukaryota, Viridiplantae, Streptophyta, Magnoliopsida, Myrtales, Myrtaceae.